AUGCACAUCAUUCGAGGUAAUUUGCCGUGGCUAGCCUCGGAGGCGCCUCUGAAGCGGACUGAAUGCGCUGUUGUCCUCACACCAUUCGAGGUGAUGUGCCGUGGCGAGCCUCUGAGGCACCCUCUGAAGCAGUGUGAAAGUGCUGAUUUAUGCACAUCAUUCGAGUUUUUUUUUNGUAAUUUGCCAAUUCGAGUCUCCGUUCUUUCGAGGUGUUUUCCCGUACCGACCAUCGGAGACGCAUCUGAUGCGGUCUGGAGAUGCCGAUAUCCGCCCAUCGUACGACGUGAUUUGCCGAUUCGAGCAUCCGAGGCGCCUAUGAUGCGGUCUGGAAGUGCUGGUAUCCGCAAAUCGUUCGAGGAGAUUUGCCAAGGCGAGCCUCCGAUCUUUCGAAGCGGUUUGCCGUGGCAACUCUCCGAGACGCCUUUGAUGAGGUCUGGAGAUGCCGAUAUGCGCACAUCGUUCGAGGUAAUCUGCCGAUGCGGGCCUCAGAGACGCCUUUUAUGCGGUCUUAAAACGACGAUAUCGGCACAUCGUUCGAGGUGA
Molecule: messenger RNA, 543 nt
Organism: Angiostrongylus costaricensis
Lineage: Eukaryota; Metazoa; Nematoda; Chromadorea; Rhabditida; Metastrongylidae
Source: the annotation of a GenBank genome assembly